GGUUGCACAGUCGCGCGCAAGCACCGGCAAGGGCGCGCGCGCGCUUCUGUCCAUCCACCGUCUGUACGCGUGCGAGUCGCGCCGCGCUUCCGUUUUCAUUUUCGCUCACACCUAUAGAGUGUACGUCACACCGGACACGCCAUUUUCCUAGGUUUGCGACCACAAAGACACAUGAUCAGACAGAAACCAUUCAUGUUGCCAUUAUGGGUUGUGGCGCCUCAGUAGCCACGGAGAGCCAAGGAAAGCCAUCAGAAAUUGCUCCUCAUGCAGAGUUGAUGGUCAAACCACCCAGCCCGAUACUGGCAAUGAAAGCUGCAGUACUGAUCCAGCGCUGGUAUCGGCGUUACAUUGCCCGGCUUGAGAUCAGGAGACGAUACACUUGGAACAUCUUCCAGUCCAUAGAGUAUGCAGGAGAACAAGACCAACUACAGCUUUCCAGUUUCUUCAGCUUCAUGUUGGAUAACUUCACACAGCUCAACGGGAAUGGACCAGAUCUGAUCUCUCACUUGCUGGACCCUGCGGUAGACCCUGUUACAGAGGAACUCCGACAGUACAAGUACGAGCAGAUCGCCGUUCCCGAGACAUACAUCGGCCCUCGCCUCUCCUUCCCCCUGAGCGUCACAGAUACCAACACGCUGCUCAGCGCCUUCAAGGAGCAGCAGAUUCUCCACGCCAAAUACGUGCUACAGUUACUUCACGAGACGCAGAAGUUUCUAAAACAGAUGCCAAAUGUUAUUUACCUGUCGUCGUCCUACGCCAAGGAAAUCACCAUCUGCGGUGAUCUUCACGGAAGGCUAGACGACUUGCUCCUCAUAUUCUAUAAGAAUGGUUUGCCAUCUGCUGAGAACCCCUACAUCUUCAACGGGGACUUUGUGGAUCGUGGAAAGAAGUCCAUGGAAAUUAUCAUCAUCCUAUUCGCCUUUCUGCUCCUGUACCCAGAUCACAUGCACCUCAACCGAGGCAACCACGAGGAUCACAUCAUGAACCUGCGAUAUGGCUUUACUAAAGAAGUGAUGCAGAAGUACAAGACUCACGGGAGAGAAAUCCUCCAGCUCCUUCAGGACGUCUUCAGCCUGCUACCGAUCAUGACCAUCAUCGAUAACAAAGUCCUCAUUGUUCAUGGCGGCAUCUCGGAUGAAACCGACUUGGACUUUCUGAGCUCUGUCGAAAGGCACAAGGUCAAGUCAGCUUUGCGGCUGCCCAAGUGCAGUUUGGAUCACAUGGGAGUCUACAACACCAGCAAUGACAAGGCGAAGCGUAAGAGGAAGAGUCGCCUCACCUGGCAGAGCAGCAGCUCUUCAUCCUCCUCCUCCUCCUCAGUGUGUUCACCCCGAGGAUCGCGGCGUGUUCCCCCGUCCCCCAAACUCCCUAACCCUGCUGACAUACUGCAGGUUCCCUUCCUGGACUCCAUAGUGUCUCUCGCUCUGCCUGAGGCACCUAGAGAAGAGCAGGAAUGGAAGCAGAUUGUGGAUGUGUUGUGGAGCGACCCAAAGAGCCAGAACGGAUGUAGUCCGAACUCUUUCCGUGGAGGAGGAUGCUACUUCGGGCCUGAUAUCACACGGCGGCUCCUGGAAAAGCACGGCAUGUGCUUACUUAUCCGAUCACAUGAGUGCAAGCAGGAGGGCUAUGAGCUCUGUCAUGAUGGACAGGUAAUCACUAUUUUCUCGGCAUCCAACUACUACGAGGAGGGCAGUAAUCGUGGUGCAUACAUAAAGCUGGGUCCGGAUCUGAUCCCACGUUUCUUCCAGUACCAAGUGAGCCGUAGCACCAGGAAGCUUACCUUGCAACAGAGAGUCAGUGUGGCUGAAAGUUCAGCUCUAAAGGCUCUGCAGGAGAAGCUGUUUGCCCAUCGCUCUGAACUCAUGGCUGCCUUUCAGCAAUAUGAUAUAUACAACACAGGCAGGAUCUCCACCAACGAAUGGGCUCAAGUAGUGGAAUCAGUGCUGAGGUUGGAUCUUCCAUGGCGUACUUUGAGACCACAUCUUGUGCGUCUGGCCUCUGACGGCAACGUAGAAUACGAGUCAUGCUUUGAAAACAUUGGUCCAGGGCAACCAGUGCCACAGGUUGCACCAAAUUUAGCAGAAACACUGUACAGGUACCGAACUGACCUUGAGAUCAUCUUCAACAUCAUUGACAAGGACCAUUCUGGUCAGAUUUCCAUCGAGGAAUUCCGCCAGACGUGGAAACUGUUCAGCUCUCACUUGGGUGUGGACGUGGAUGACCGAGCAAUCGACGACAUGGCACGCAGCAUCGAUUUCAACAAGGAUGGCAGCAUCGACUUCAAUGAGUUCCUUGAGGCUUUCCGGGUCGUACAUAAGUUGGACAUGAAGGAGCAGCAACAAGGCUGACACGCACAUACACACACACAAACACUCAACAAAGACAAGGGUAUAAAACACUGUUAAUCUAUAGUGCAGAUAUUUAUUCCUUUGUCAUGAAUGUAUCUGAACAUCUGUAUUCCCAUUCAUAUGAAUUUAAUGGCACUGGAUCCUGAUUGCACUUUGUUUAAAAUUCAACACAGGGUGUAAUAUAUGCAUAGUUGGUAAGCAUUAAUAUGCUUAUGUUUAGGUCUCUUUAUUAAGGUUUUUGUUUCUUUUUUCUCUUUAUAUAUACAGUUUUUAAGAAUACAGAUGUGAAAGAAGCCUGUAACUCAGCACCAUGGAGCUACUAUAUUUGAUUCAGUUAUGAAAUGAUGGAUAAUUAGUGGAUAUUGAUGGAGGAAUUAUACUCAUAUAAUAUAAUGUGGUGUAUUAUGAGGGAAGAAAGAUUUUUAAGAUUUAAAUCUAAUCAAUCAGGCAUAACAUUAUGAGCACUGCCAGGUGUUAGUGGGUGGGAUAUAUUAGGCUUCAAGUAAACAUUUUGCCCUCAAAGUUGAUGUGUUAGAUGCAGGAAAAAUGGACAAGUGUAAGGAUUUAAGUGGGUUUGACGACGGCCCAAGUUGUGAUGGCUAUUCAAUUCAAUUCAGUUCAAUUUAUUUUGUAUAGUGCCUUUUACAAUGAACAUUGUCUCAAAGCAGCUUUACAAAAGAAGAGAAAUGGAGAAAGGGGAGGGGAAAAAAUUAAAAUAAAAAAAUAUUUAAAAAAAUAACUAAAUACCUAGAAAUAAGAAUAAAUUAUUAAAUUAAAUUAUUAAACUAUUUCAUUUUAUCCCUAAGGAGCAAGCCUGUGGCGACGGUGGCAUGGAAAAACCCCCUGGGAUGAUAUGAGGAAGAAACCUUGAGAGUAAUCAGGCUCAGAAGGGAACCCUCAUUUGGGUGACACUAAACAGUAAAUAAUGUAACUGUAACUGUCCUUUCAACAACAGCAAUCAAUGGCCCAUGAGGAACUAUUAGGUCAGUGUAGUUUCUGGCUAGACCACUGGAUCAGAGCAUCUCCAAAACUGCAGCUCUUGUGGGGUGUUCCCGGUCUGUAGUGGUCAGUAUCUAUCAAAAGUGUUCCAAGGAAGGAACAGUAUUGAACCGGCGACAGGGUCAUGGGCGGCCAAGGCUCCUUGAUGCAUGUGGGGAGCGAAGGCUGGUCCAUGUGAUCCAAUCCAACAGACGAGCUACUGUUGCUCAAACUGCUGAAGAAGUUAAUGCUGGUUCUGAUAGAAAGGUGUCCGAAUACACAGUACAUGACGGGUCAGGGCUGUUUUGGCAGCAAAAGGGGACUAACACAAUAUUAGGCAGGUGGUCAUAAUGUUAUGCCUGAUUAUUGUGAAACAGACACACCAUAUGUUCUUGAUACCUGAAGAAUAAUUUGAAGUUCAGUUGCACUUUGCCUGGACGUUUGUUCAGUAUCGAUAAAAGAUCAGCCUGUAGAUUGACAUUUUGUUGAUUUUUUAAGUAGACAUAAUAUUUUUUAUAUUAGGGUUUUAUAACAUUUUGUGCACUGUGGUAGUCAAAACAACGUAGCUGUGAGGAAAUAGCACUAGAUUAAGUACAUUUUAUCAAAUUAGUUGGUCAGAAAAGCAAAAUCAGAUCCAAAAAACAAUAAAGCCUUCAUCAAUGUUAUAUUUAUUCCAGUAUGUGCAAAAGUUUAAUAGUGAAUGAAAUUAAAGGUUUAGAGUUCAGAAAAACAUCAUUUUGGUGUCAGAAAUGGGACUUUUACAUGUAAUAAUAUCAAACAUCUACAUAUCUAUAAUGAAUAAUAUAGAUAAUGAAAUUUCAGGUUUCUAUCAUGUACUUUACAGAAGGGUAGCAUGUCUGUCAGUUUGUUUCAACUUUCACUGUGACAUUUCAUAAUGAUUUACCAUCAAGAAUUUUUGGGGUAAAAAAAAAUGAGCCAAUAAAUCAUGUCGGAUGAGGUCAAAUUAAAAUUUUGUUAAAUCACUUUUUGAUUAUAAUACAGGCUUUUUAGGGGGUCAGAGUACUAAUAUGAAUUGAUCUGCACAUCUUGAUUUGGCAAGAAGCUCCACAUCUAUCAAAUCGUGAUGGGAUCUCCACAGUUUUCUGAUAUAAAUUAGAUCAUUAGAGCUCCUCUCUGAUUGGACCAUUCAAAAAAUAUUGAUCAUCAUCUUCUGAACCCUUUCCUUUGUUGACUUGGAGUUUGUGGUUUGGGUCAUUAUCGUUUUUGUUGUGUUCAUUUGUCAGGUUUUAAGGUAAGUUCGAUUGGUACAUGGUAUCCAUGAUUCCCUGUCUUGACACAGUCCCUGCUGUGAAAACAAGCAGCUGUAGAGCAUGAUGCUGCCACCACCAUGCUUUACUGUAGGUCAGGUGUUCUUUGAGUCAUAAUCUGUAUCUUUUUCUGUAUCUUAAAAUAUUCAUUCUUUGCCUCAUCAGUGAGAAAAGGCUUCUGUCCAGCCUUCUUACCUCAUCACUUACAGAUUUGUAAGUGCUUUGUAGACUUUGUGGAAGUCAGAACAUCUUGAAACCAAGAUGAUGCUAUUGAAACAGCUGAUGUUUAUUUGGUAUUAAUCAGGAUAGUUUCACUGAUGACAGGUAUGAGGUCAUUACUUUUGUAUAUGAGAUUAUCAGUUACAUUCCCCAGGUUAAACGAGUGCAGUGGUCAGUUUUAUACAAGUUCUACAAUCUAGGAUUCAACUUUUAAAAGUAUUCUUGAAUAACAGAAAUUCGCACAGGAAGUAUCUUAAAGUUCUCAAUUAGACAACUGUAUCUAACAGGGAAUUUAAUUCAGCUUUAAAUAAAAAUACUUUUUGUUUUAAAGAAAUAAUAUAUAAUGCAUUCAUGGUCAUGUUUUAGAUUUGUCUGUAAGCUUUUAACAAACUAUUACUGAAAUACACUAGAUUAUAAACUGACUGGUCAAUGCAUGGCAAGAUUCUUCUGCUCUUUUUUGUCAUCAGGGUGUAUGAGAAGCACAUGGAGCCUCAGUUUGUCCUUUUUUUUUUAACUGUGGGGUGUCCAGGAGACAGCUUUUUGAAUGAAGAGCAAUUCACAUUCCACAACAGAGAAAAUGAGCACCAUUUAAGAUGUCUCAUAGGGGUAGAAGGUUGUUUCUUUGCCCAUAGUCAUGUUUAUCCCUGCAGAACACUGUGCUAAUAGCUCCCGCAUACACCUUCUUACAAACUUUGUCAGAAGUACAGGGAUUUAUAGUUGUUUUCUUUUUUCCAGCAUGUUCUGUUUCCACCAUCAAAAGAGCCCUUUGAGAAUCCAUGGGGUUCUCAUGCUGUUUCUAAAAUAAAACCCCUGGUGUUAACACGAA
Molecule: messenger RNA, 5639 nt
Organism: Hemibagrus wyckioides
Lineage: Eukaryota; Metazoa; Chordata; Actinopteri; Siluriformes; Bagridae
Gene: ppef1
Product: protein phosphatase, EF-hand calcium binding domain 1
Exons: 18
Coding region: 204-2348 (714 amino acids)
Biological process (GO): detection of stimulus involved in sensory perception
Cellular component (GO): cytosol; nucleus
Molecular function (GO): calcium ion binding; iron ion binding; protein binding
Source: RefSeq, a predicted model, not a curated record